AUGGGUAGUGGUAAUCUAUCUAGUAGGGUGAAAAAUAUGAAGUUCAUGCAGGUUGCAGGAGAUAAACACAGGAAAGAUCAAAUUGUAGCGGCUGAAAAAGAUGGAAUUAAGAAACUGAAGGACUCAAGUGAAUGGACUCUCCCUGUCAGCACAAAAGCUUUGAAGGUGAUAAAGUCGAAAAACAGAAAAGUACGUAAGGUGGGAUUUUCCAAAAUAAAUUCAAUGGGACCGGUGAAUAUAUCAAAAGAUUUAAACGAUGGGACUUUGGGUAGAAUGAAGCUGUCCAGCGUGCAGGAUGCAAACGGCGGUGAGAAGCAAGAUGCCGAAAAGACAUUGACGGUUGAUGAAAGCGAUGAAAAACCAAACUCGGACUCCGAACGUAAAGAAAAAAGGAAGAGCAAAAGGUCUAAAAAAAGUAAGAAGAAAUCAAAAGUGAUAGAGGGGUUUGUAAGCAAAAGUGACGAGGAGUUCGAUCCAACAGAGGUUGAUCUCACUUCGAAGAGCUUGCUUGGUUUGUGGAAAGCAAACAGAAAAUAA
Pichia membranifaciens NRRL Y-2026 is the source of this 537-nucleotide messenger RNA. RefSeq lists its product as hypothetical. Lineage: Eukaryota; Fungi; Ascomycota; Pichiomycetes; Pichiales; Pichiaceae. The transcript has a single exon. The record is from RefSeq and is a predicted model, not a curated record. Bases 1 to 537 code for a protein of 178 amino acids.